AUGGCUGACAACCAAAAUCAACCGCAAAAUCAGGUUCAACUUCAAGAGCAAAUACCACAGCCAAAUCAACAGAGAGCCAUCCAGAACGGAGCUUCUAUUUUAGUUGGAGAUUAUGUUAAUCCAAUUCCCGCACCAGUGCAACCUGUUGUGGUGUACCCUCCCUUUGGACAACCUAAUUUCCACCUUCGACCAGAUGUCAUCAAUUUGUUUCAAAAUCACCAAGACAUCAGGUUCUUUGGAAAAGCCACUGAAAAUCCUCAUGAGCACAUUUCUGCUUUUCUCAUGUUGUGUGAAAUGAUCAGUCACGAAGGGAUAUCAGCAGAUGCAUUUCGAAUGCGAUUAUUCCCUCACACCUUGAAGGACUCUGCGAGAGAAUGGUUUCUCUGUUUACCACCAGGGAGCAUUCAAUCAUGGAACGAUAUGGUUCAAAAAUUCACGAUGAAAUUCUUUCCACCUUCUCGAGUUCACCAAAUUAGGAAUGACGUUCACACUUUUAAGCAGAAAGAUUUAGAGAGCUAUCCUGAGGCAUGGGAGAGGUUCAAGAAUUUUUUCAGAAAAUGCCCCAGCCUUGACAUUCCCAAACAGGCUCAGCAAUAUCUUUUCUACUACGGUCUAAAACAAGAAUUCAGAAAUAUGAUAGAUGUUUUAGCGGGAGGAUCGGUUAUGAAAUUGGAUGUUGAUGAGGCAUAUGACCUGUAUGAAAAAAUAGCUGAGAACCAAUCAAUGUGGCCAACUGAUAGGAAAGCUCCAAGGAAAACAUCGGGGUUACACAACGUGGAUGCAGUAACAGCACUGGCCGCACAAAUGGAAGUUCUUACCAUGAAAAUGGACAAUCUAUCUAAGUCAGUCAACAUGGUACACCAAUCGCCACCUGUUUGCGAAGGCUAUGGAGCGGAUCAUGCUAGUACACGCUACCCUUUGGCGUCUACACAUGUUAAUCAAUCCAAAGAAGUAAGCUACGCACAGAACUUUCAAAGACAGCAAAAUAAUCCUUUCUCCAACACAUUUAAUCCAGGGUUCCAACAGCAACAACAGCAAGGGCGAAGGCUUUUGUUGGAAGAUUUGCUAGCUCAAUACAUUACUAAAACUGAGACCAACUUUCAAAACCAACAAGCCUCGAUCAAGAAUUUGGAACAACAGGUUGGACAAAUUGCAGCCGCACUAUCAGGUAGAGCUCAAGGGACAUUGCCUAGUAAUACUGAAACAAACCCUAAGGAGCAAGUCAAAGCAAUCACUACACGUAGUGGCGUCCAGUUACCAGAAAUACAUGUAAAGCGACCAGCAACUGUCAUAGAAAAGGCACCUACCAUGGACGAGGAGCAAGUGGAUGAAUUAGACAAGGCCGCUGAGGAAAAUCAAGUUGAGUCAUCAGAUAGUCCACAGGUGAAAGCAACUGUUCCUGUCAAAGCAUAUGUUCCUCCAAUCCCAUUUCCACAGAGAUUGCAAAAACAUAAGCUCGACAAACAAUUCCAAAAAUUUUUGGAUGUGUUCAAGAAGCUGCAUAUUAACAUACCAUUUGCUGAAGCUUUAGCUCAAAUGCCCAGCUACGCCAAAUUCAUGAAAGAUAUUCUAUCAAAUAAGAGGAAGCUGGAGGACAAUGAAACGAUCAAGCUUACUGAGGAGUGUAGCGCAAUUCUCCAACAUAAGUUACCGCCGAAGUUAAAAGAUCCUGGGAGUUUUACUAUUCCUUGUAACAUCGGUUUGGGGGAAGCAAAACCGACAACAGUUUCACUACAAUUGGCUGACAGGUCGAUCAAGCACCCUCGUGGUAUUUGUGAAGAUAUUUUGGUGAAAGUUGACAAGUUUAUCUUCCCAGUGGACUUCAUCAUUCUAGAUAUGGAAGAAGAUAGAGACGUCCCCCUCAUAUUAGGUCGUCCAUUUUUGGCUACGGGAAGGGCUUUGAUAGAUGUGCAAAAAGGCCAAUUGAUAUUAAGGUUAAACAAAGAAGAACUGACAAUCAACGUGUUUAAAGCUUUCAAAUUUCAGAGCGAACCAGAUUCUUGCAUGCAGAUUGAUGUAAUAAAAGAAGCGGUAUCAGAGACAUUCAAACUAGAUCACCCCAAAAACUUGUUCGAGUAA
This is a messenger RNA of Olea europaea var. sylvestris, 2079 nucleotides long. RefSeq lists its product as uncharacterized. The transcript is spliced from 3 exons. The coding region runs from base 1 to 2079 and encodes 692 amino acids. The record is from RefSeq and is a predicted model, not a curated record. Lineage: Eukaryota; Viridiplantae; Streptophyta; Magnoliopsida; Lamiales; Oleaceae.